AUGGCGUCCAGCUCGCCAUUGCCGCAGUUCAAGGAGGCCAAGGCAACCGCCACCACCAUGAUGUGGCAGGUCUACCAUCAACGGCCGCGCACUCCGAGGUCGAAAGCCAUCGCAUACUCCGUUCUAGCAUUCCUUUUCUUUCUGUUCAUGCUCAUUUCGUUGUCCGGACAACCCGAGCCUGAUUUUUGGACCAAAUUCCCAUCGCAACACCCAUUUCCCGAAAGCCCCGAGCACGCGCAGGUCGCACUUCCUCGACGAACCGAUGUCGCCGCCAACGAUACUCUCCCUCACGGUUUGGAGAAGCCCAACCCGAAUCUCCAUGUCUUGGUGCCCAUGCAGCAGGGCUCACGCGGUGCGUGUCGAACGCUGGCAUCGGCCAUGAUCUUGGGAUACCCUCCUCCAACCCUGGUCGGAUACGGAAAGAAUACCCCUGGUGCGACUGAGUUUGAGCGCACCGUGGAUCGGAUCGCUCGUCUGCGCGAUUACCUGAAACCGAGCCAUAUUAUGAAGGAUCACGAUUUAGUGCUAGUUGUUGACGCCGAGGACGUUUUCUUCCAGCUCCCACCCGAGAUUCUCGUCACGCGCUUCCAAGAGAUUCUGCGAACGAACAACAAGAAGUUAUUGCAAAAGCACGGGUUCGCAAAGGUGGAGAAAACAACUGCUGGUGCUCCCCCGGAUCUAGUGCCAAAAUACUCGCAGCGCGUGCUGUUUGGUGCUAGUAAACUGUGCUACAGUGCCUUGGAGGCCGACCCUGGCUGUGUUUCUGUCCCGGAGUCAUCAUUGCCCCCGGACGUUUAUGGCUGGAAGACGGACAUCUACCCUGACGGACACUUGAAUCGGCCUCGAUGGUUGAAUCCAGGGGCGGUGAUAGGUCAAGCUGCAGACCUACGACUUAUUUAUACCGAGGCUCUACGGAUCAUCGAGCAGCGUCACCAGAAGGAUGCCGACUACCAGGCUCUGACGCAGAUGUAUGGGCGGCAGGAGGUCAUUCGCGAGCUGGAGCGACGUCGCACCACCAACGGAUUGAAGGAAUGGGCCCAAGGAAUGUUGGGCAUCAACGAAGCCUCAAAUAUCACAGGAAUUCAUGUCCGUCUUGAGACAGGACACCGUUAUGAGUACGGCAUUGGAGUCGAUUUCGAAUCGCAGAUGUUCUUCACUCAGAUGAUGUCUCGAAAUGAUGUUGAGUGGGUCAAGUACAACAACAUCACCAAAACCUCCUUACUCCAAGGACAAUUUGCUGUUCCCCGUGAACAUCGUCUCCUUCUCCCGGAUGACAUUGCCGCACUUCCAAACCCGUACAACCAGAGUCGAUUUGCCAAAUCUCAGACUACACAUCCCGAGUGGAAUGCCACGCUGGACAAGCUACCGAACCCGGAGGAGCAUUCCUGGCACAAUUCGCCCCUAAUGACAAACCCCCACUCUGCUUCUGUGCCUGUUCUCUCUCAUCUCAAUGGUGACCAGAAGCUCCGCAACGCGUGGUGGGAGAAGAUGUGGUUCUUCCCCUGGGGUCGUGCCCUUCUCCGCCGUUACGUUCGUUCUUCGCGCGGGUUCGACGCCGCACAGUCCUCUCUUCUGGGCGGCCAAGAGUGGUGGAAUAUGCGUGGUGGACGAGGCGGACUCUGGACAGACGAACAGAACUGGGUCACAUUUUCGGAUGUCUGCGAGGGCCAGGAGCGAGAUCUCUUCGAUGAUGAUCUGGGCCCCUGGGCUAAGGAGAACGGUGAUCCCGAUGAGCCGGUUUACAACAGAUUUGGCAAUCUCAUGUACGGCAAAGAAUCUCCUAAAGAAGAGGGGUCUUAA
Penicillium pulvis is the source of this 1800-nucleotide messenger RNA. Its product is annotated as glycosyltransferase domain-containing protein. The transcript is spliced from 2 exons. The coding region runs from base 1 to 1800 and encodes 599 amino acids. The record is from RefSeq and is a predicted model, not a curated record. NCBI's taxonomy places the organism in Eukaryota, Fungi, Ascomycota, Eurotiomycetes, Eurotiales, Aspergillaceae.